Bemisia tabaci is the source of this 3659-nucleotide messenger RNA. NCBI's taxonomy places the organism in Eukaryota, Metazoa, Arthropoda, Insecta, Hemiptera, Aleyrodidae. The record is from RefSeq and is a predicted model, not a curated record.
UCGGUGGCUCAUCGGGGUUUCCUCCAUGUUCUCCCCUGGAAGAUGGUGUUUCAUCGGCUCUUUCAUGUGCAAAGUGAAACGUUUCAUCGCGACCGUCCGAGGAGCCCGGCGCGCCCGCCGUGAGCCGUGCGAGUCUCUGCCGGAGCGUUGAUUUCGAUCCCCUGUGAACGAGGAGCUUCUCAAACAUUGUGAACAUUUACGAAAUCUGUUGAGCGAACAUUUGCGGAUCGUGCGGCGCGGGCGCGGGUCUCGGGAUUCGGCCGUCUCUCGCAGGAUGCUCACGGUAAACGAUCCCGGAUCAGGAUUAGGCUACGUCUUAUCAGCUUGCGUCCUCCUCGCCUCCUUCAACUCCCCCGCCUACGGAACAGAGGACCCAGAAGCGCACAAUCUGCGACACCAACGGUUGCAGCCGGAAUUCGCUGGCCCUAUUGAUAACCUUACAGUUCCAGUCGGCAAAGAAGUCUCUCUAAGUUGCGUUGUGAACAAUUUGGGCGAGCAUAAGGUUGGCUGGCUCAGGUCGAGGGACCAGACGAUUCUGACCCUGCACACGCGGGUGGUGACUCACAGCCCUCGCAUCUCGAUAUCUUUCGACAACCACAGGACGUUCACUCUCCACAUCAGCCGCGUGAAGGAGUCCGAUAAAGGCUGCUACAUGUGCCAAGUCAACACGCCCGAGAUGAAGAAACAGAGCGGAUGCAUCGAUGUUCACGUUCCGCCUGAUAUCAUUUCUGAAUACUCGAGCUCAGAUACAGCUGUCAACGAAGGCGACAACGUGACUUUAAGCUGUCAUGCAACAGGUCAUCCUCAGCCUAUUGUGACAUGGCGACGUGAAAAUGGAGAGCCUAUGCUUAUCCGGAAAAAUGUCCGAGACCUCACCUUAGUGGACGUACACAGAGGAAAAACAUUAUUCUUGUGGAAAGUGGAUCGUAGACAAAUGGGAGCAUACCUAUGCAUAGCUGCCAAUGAAGUUCCACCAGCUGUUAGUAAAAGAGUAAUUGUUAGCGUCAACUUUCAACCAACUAUAGUUAUACCAAAUCAAUUAGUCGGAUCUCCACUCGGGAAAGAGGUUCAUUUAGAAUGUUACGCCGAGGCUUAUCCAAAAACAAUAAAUUAUUGGGUUAAAAAUCGGGGAGAGAUCCUCCUGGAGGGCACCGAAAAUGCGGUUGUGCCAGUAGAAGUUAUUUCAAGUUCUGAUUCCAGGGCGAAGUACACGAUACAGGAAAAUCGAUCGGUGUAUAAGGUGUACAUGAGUCUUUUCAUAAAAGAUUUCAACAUGAGUGAUGUCGGCACAUACAAUUGCGUCGCAACUAACUCACUAGGAAGGGCGGAAGCCACGAUCAGACUGUACAAUCUGACGGGGGCUGGCGGGAGUGGUCAAGAUCACCCAGAAGAUUCAGAAAACUCAGCCAGGUGUUCGAAACAUUCGAUACGACCGUUCUUGCUCAUCCUUUGUCUUCUCUACGUUUCGAGGUUUUUGAGCAGCAGAUGAGACAUCCUGCAAUUCGCUCCUGUACUAUAUAAGCAUCUCUGUCAUCAGGGUUUUCCGUAAUUUCGUCCGGGCCCGGUCAUGGCAUUAUCAAAUGGACGAUUUCAAAGCAAAAGAGACUGUAUCCAUUCUGACUAGGGCAGUUUGGCCCUGGGAUUCAAAAGAAGACGUGUGUGAGACAGGACUCAUAUCACAAUUAUGAAUAAUGCGUUGAAUGCUCUAUGUAUUCGGCGUCGUUAUGCUAGGCCUAACAUUGGUGCUGAUAUGAUAGGGAUCCGGAAAGCGCAGAAUUGGUAGCAGCAUUAGGAUAUAGAUUGGAUCGAGUCAGUGACGCACAGAAAGGCGCACUGUUAAAAAUUAGUCGAAUCUGAAGUUAACUCGGGAAGCAAUAAAAUAAUUAUAUUAACUUCCAUUGCGAACGCACACAUCCCUCAUCGAAGCAGAUUGACCCCACGAAUUAACAAAAGAUACGAUGAAAUUAGAAUAUUUUUGACUUUGUUUUGCAAUUAAAAAUUAUAAUUUUUGGAUCAUCCUUGAAACACUUAUGUGUAUUGAGAAACAAAUGGUACAUACGUUGUUUCUAAACUGAGCCAGAAAUUGUAGUUCCGAAUUGCAAAGUAGGGUCCAUUUGUGGAAAAGUCAAGCAAAAAGCAAAAUAUGAUUAAAGUUGAAAUCACAGCUUAAAGGGAUUUUUUCUGUAUAGUUUAUGGCAACAUGAGCACCCAAAAAUUUCAAAAAAUCGACUUUUUAGCUGCAGUUGAAAGUUUGAGGAUGGAAUACGGAAAAUCCGAGAAAAACUCUAUCGAAGAUUGUCAUAACUGUUGCCAAAUUUUAGAAUGAUUCAGCUCAAACGCCCAUUUCAACAUUGAAAACGCGAAUAAUGGCUUGAAACUCUGACUUUGAAAGGUGUCUGGUAGGCAUGUUGCGAAAGCGCAAUUGAGGCAAAGGAUACAAGAUAGACACUUUUAAACUUCCAUGUUUUACGAUCUUUUUUUGGAAUUUUCUCCUUUUUAGAGAAUCAAAAAUAUUUUCCGUUACUUAAUAAUUUUUGUGAAUAUACUACCCAGCUUUAAGACAUAAGGAAGAACACUCAAGCAAUGGACCUCUAGACUAGGUGAGAAAUAAAAAUAAAAAUCCAUACAUAUCUUGGACAUUUCAUGCACAAUACGGUAAGCGCAUUGAGCAUCUCAAAUUCAAUUUGUUUGAGAGAAAUUAGCAUUUUCCGCGUUUUUACGCUCAAAAAGAAACCAAAGUUUUUUACUCUUACAUUCUCACUCUGUUUAGUAGUGCAUUUUAAAGUACCUGAUUAAUAUCAUAUAUUCCACGAUUUAAAUUCCUUUAAUUUUCGUUUAGACUUGGUUAUAGGCUGUUGAUGUUGCAACAUUCAUGUUCGAAUCUAUGAGUCUAAGGAAGUUAAACAUUUGGCCUGAAGCCUAAGUCGCCCAUGUAAGUGUAACAAAGAGUAAAACUUUGGAGAAAUAUUUAAAACUAGGGGUGCGCCCUCUGACCGUUUCACGGCCAAGCACUCCGAAGUGAUUCACGCAUCAAGCGUUAUGCGGUACUCUAAUGAUUUUACAUUAUAGAGUAAGAAAGAUAGGAAGAAGAAGACACCCUCCUGAUAAACAUGUUUUUGGGGACCAGUACCAUGGGCUUGUAUCCUCAAUAUCAUUAACUCCAAUUAUGCUGAUACCAGUGUAAUCCUGCCAGAUUUGCCGUCAUGGGUGAGAUCUUUUGAGGGAUUUUCCCCUUCAACCAACUUUUAAAAACUUCCUACUUCUAUUAUUUUUCUUUGGUAACUUGAUUUACUUUAAGUGAAAUAAACUUAAAUGUGAUAUGUGUUAUUCGUGAUAAAUAUUUAAUGAUUAAUUUUAUCGUGUGUUACUUUACCGGGUCUUUUUUAUUACAUUGUGGGGAUAGAGACUUAGAUAUAAUAUGAAUAAAUUUACUACGAAAAUGUAGGGGCUCGAAAUGACGUUCAAUGCAGUUAAAUAGAAAGCAUAAUACUUUUAGGUGGAAAACAUGUUUCUGUAAGUAGAGCAUUUUCGGACUAAAUUUUUCAGUUUCUAAUUGAACUGGUCAUGUAACUUUCAUCUCGAAAUUUUCUUAAUACGUCUUCAUAUCGUGAUGAAUUUUGAAAUAUUCAAAUUGUAAAUAAAUCUCUGUUAUUAUUAAA